Molecule: messenger RNA, 1386 nt
Organism: Aureobasidium uvarum
Lineage: Eukaryota; Fungi; Ascomycota; Dothideomycetes; Dothideales; Saccotheciaceae
Source: the annotation of a GenBank genome assembly
AUGGUCUCGUCUGAUUUUGCGGGAAGCACCACGGCCACCAUGUCUACGGGAUCCCCGUCAGUUAACGUCUCUCGCGAAGCAACUUGGAAGGCUCAGGGCUUUCAUGCUUCGUCUCGCAAACCACAACCUCACCACCUCGAGAUGGAGGACUAUUUCGCCGGCCCCAGAGAUAUGGCACGUCACUCCAAGUUGCCCUUUUUCAUGCGCCUGCACGGCAGUGUUCUGCCCAAGAUGCUCCUUCCACUACUCUUCAUUGGCGGCUGGGCGACUGCAAUCACAUUGAUCUCGAAAUACACUCGUGCCGACCUGGGCAUCAACUCGCUCCUGUUGACAGUGCUGGGUUUCGUGGUCGGUCUUGCUUUGUCCUUCCGUUCGUCAACCGCCUAUGAGCGCUACAACGACGGCCGCAAAUACUGGUCGCAAUUGGUGCUGACUUCCCGCAACCUGGCACGUCUGAUCUGGGUGCACGUCGAGGAGCGACACCAUGAGUCUGAGGAGCUGGGCAAGCGGGACCUUUUGGAUAAGCUGAGUGCUCUCAACCUCGUCAAUGCCUUCGCCGUUGCCCUCAAACAUCGUCUGCGCUUCGAGCCCGCCCUUGAUUACCCAGACCUGGAGCCAUUGAUCGCCCAUCUUAACCUGAUGGCUGGCACGGCCGACCAAGUCGCCCUACGCAAGAGGAAGCCUACGCCCUGGAAAUCCGCCGGUGAGUAUCUGGGUGUCUCUUUCGCCGAGUCCAACCCCCGCAAACUGAUCAAGCGUGCCAAUGACAACCUGUACNNUGGCAACCCACCACUCGAGAUCCUGACCUAUCUUUCGUCGUACAUGGAACACGUCAUGCAAGAGAAGCUCAUGACAGGGCCCAUCCAUCAAACGUGGUCAAUGAACAACUUGGGCUCGCUGGCAGAUGUCCUCACCGGAACCGAACGUGUGCUAAAUACUCCGCUGCCAAUCGCAUACACCAUCUCCAUCUCUCAGAUCACCUGGGCCUACGUCCUUGUCUUGCCCUUCCAGCUUUACAAGUAUUUGGACUGGGUCACCAUUCCUGGUACCAUGCUCGCCGCCUACAUCAUUCUCGCNGGCACCGAGAUCGAGAACCCCUUUGGCAACGACGUCAAUGACCUGCCCCUCGACGACUACUGCCGCGAAUUGGCUGCCGAUAUUGAUGUAUUGACCAGCACUCCUCCUCCCCGUGUCGAAGAUUGGGCACACGCUCCUAACAACCGUGUGCUACACCCCCUCAGCUCCACUGGUUUCGCAGGUUGGCAGAGCAGAAGUCUUGAGGAGAUUCGCGAGGCUCUCAGAGCAAAGGCCACCACCUCGGUCAAAUCUAUUAACGCAGAAAGAUCCGAGACNCCCUUUGCUGAGCCCAAGGUUGCAACCGUCUGA